GGGACACAAAGGGAAGAAGACCAUUGGAGGAAGGUGAGAGGAGAUGUUUGGAAAACAAAGGUUGCCGUGCUAUGCAAGUCAGUCUCUAGGUAAAGAGGAAUCUCUGUUAAUCACGUCCACCCUCCACCCCCCACUCGCCCAUCUCCUCUCAUCAAGACCGAGGUUAUCCGUUCCACCACCGAGGCCGAGAUUUAAUAGGCAAGCAUCUCUAGGAGAGGGGAUACAUUUAAUCUUCCAUCCCAGUAGGUGUAAACCAUUCACAUCGGAUCCCAACCUCCAUGUAGAUCAUUUUAGCACCAGAGGAGUAAAUGCAGGAGGUGGUGGGGCGAUACCCCCACUGAAGAGAUUCCAGGGCAAAAGCGCAGGCUGUACAGAGACACUACUGGAGCCCUUGGAGGCUUACUCUUUAGCAAAGAGAGACAGACAUUAAAGGUAAUAAAUAAAUCGUGCAGCAGGUGUCAAAUGCUGUGGAAAGAGACGAAGCGGAGCAGAGAGAGGGAGAUCCUCAGCGCUGGGUGGAGUGAGAUUGUAGUACUAAACAAGGUGGUCCAGGUAGGGCUCGUUAGGAAGAUGCCACUUGAAGCAGAGCCCCAAGAUGAGGACAUGAACCAGGCAGAUGUCUGUGGCAGUUUGCCAAGCAGAGGAAACCACCGAAUGCUGAAAUUUAGAAUCAGAAGCAGGUAGAUGGUGUUUAAAGCCAUGGCACAAAUGAAUUUUUUAAAGUGAGGGGAAAGAACAAUAGAGGUCAGCCAGAAGCCAGAAGAAGCUCGCUCGUGCCUUAGAGAACGUUCCCGAGGGUGUCACUGGGUACGGGUGCCAGCGCAGAGGAUAAUUUGAACAGAUUAAAUCACGUAAUCGCAACAGCAGGUUGCCACAACAAGUUGGAAUUAAACUAAAGACGUGCCAAAUACAAAGCCAAAGAAAGGUUCGGGAGACGUGGCAGAGGAAGCGAAUGAAUAGAAGUCAAUAAAUCUACGACAUUUGACUCAGAGGAAACCACUCCCCACGACUGCCCCGGAGAGUUUCAAGGCCCAAGAAGGGAUGGGGAUCCUAAGAGAUUGUGCCCAGGUGUUUCCAGUACUGGACUUAAACCUUCACUUGGGGGUUCUGCCUCCGCUAGACAUAAGGCCCCUGAAGCUGUGGGCUGCCUCUGUUCUGUUUACUCCUGUCUCUGCUGGGCCCACGGCAGGUUCUCACUAAGACCCGACCGGAUGAUGAGUGAACAGCAAUGAUGCGAAUCCCGCGUCCACCCAAAGGAAUACUCUUUGCAAGUUAGUAGCUUCACUCUCGUCUGCCACCCCAAGAUUUCAUCACACCGUGGAGGUUUCCAAAUAAGUCUGAGUAGCCAAGCGUGUAUAAGUUAAUACAGUUGUCAACGCAAUGCCAAAAGGCUGGCUGUGGUUUUCGGCCGUUGAUAGUAGAGCCUAAAAGAACUCAUUAGAUGUAUUUCACGUUACCGGUCAGCGUGCACCAGAGAAAAGGGUGGAAUGAGGAAAGCCGAAAGCGGUGAUGUUGUCAGAAUGAUGUCCAGUGACAAUCACUCUUUUUCAUUGCAAUCUUGGUGCAUUGGCCAAACUGAUCUCUUUUCUGCUUCUGGAUUUCUUAAUACCUUAAGGUGGGGAAAUGUGCCCCUUUUGGGUCAUAUUAACUGUCUUUAUCUGUUGCAUAUUCUCCAGCCUCCGCUCGCCCAGGGUCCACUUGGAGUGUUCAUUGCUUUCUCUCUGUGCACUUUGGCAUUACCUCACGGUUUCCUGAUUCUUGAGAGAAGUCAGCGUCAGAAGCGGGGUUUUGCUGAGAUAUUUUCUUGUCCUUUCCAGCACAGAACUCUAUAAACAAAGGCAGGGUUAUCACAUGUACCCGACAGCUGCCUGGGAAAAGCGGGAGCUGUAGUUAUCAAAAUUGGAACCUUUAUGAAAAAUGCUUUUGUCUCCGUUUUUGUUGCGUUCAAUCAGAUCAACAAGUGUUGGCUAAGUGCUGAGCGUGGUUUCCUGUGGGAUUGUGCAAGGCCCUUGCAGGACAAUAAACGUUUUGGGGGCACUGAGUAAUGUAGCCAUUUCUGACCCAGCAGCCGGGAAAAUGUGAGACAAUUUGCUGCCGCUGGAAGGAAGGCAGCGGGGGCCGUGUUCCUGCAAGAGCAGACCAACCUCACCGCGGCGGACCCCGGCGGUGGACCCAGCCAAAAUGGACGACGAUAUGGACACAAAAUCCAUUCUAGAAGAACUUCUUCUCAAAAGGUCACAGCAAAAAAAGAAAAUGUCGCCAAGUAAUUACAAAGAGAGGCUUUUUGUUUUAACCAAAACAAAUCUCUCCUACUAUGAAUAUGACAAAAUGAAAAGAGGCAGCAGAAAAGGAUCAAUUGAGAUUAAGAAAAUCAGAUGCGUGGAGAAAGUAAACCUUGAGGAGCAGACCCCUGUGGAAAGACAGUAUCCGUUUCAGAUUGUCUAUAAAGACGGGCUUCUCUAUGUCUACGCGUCAAAUGAAGAGAGCCGAAGUCAGUGGUUGAAAGCAUUACAAAAAGAGAUAAGGGGCAACCCCCACCUGCUGAUCAAGUACCACAGUGGGUUCUUCGUGGAUGGAAAGUUCCUGUGCUGCCAGCAGAGCUGCAAAGCGGCCCCAGGAUGUACCCUCUGGGAAGCAUAUGCUGAUCUGCAUGUCACAACCCACGAAGAGAAACACAGAGCUCCCACCUUCCCAGACAGAGUGCUGAAGAUUCCUCGAGCAGUUCCUAUUUUCAAAAUGAAUGAACCAUCUUCAAGUACCACUGUCGCCCAGUAUGACAGUGACUCCAAGAAAAACUAUGGCUCCCAGCUAAACGUCAAUUUGCAGCAUAUUCCAAGAGAAGACUGCCCUGACUGGUGGCAAGUAAGAAAACUGAAAAGCAGUGAAGAUUUCGCAUGUGGCAACCAGAGGGAAAGGACUGUCGUAAAUCACAGCACCUCAAAGAUGUCAUGGGGAUUCCCCGAGUCAAGUUCAUCUGAAGAAGAGGAAAACCUGGAUGACUAUGACUGGUUUGCAGGUAACAUCUCCAGGUCACAGUCUGAGCAGUUACUGAGACAAAAGGGAAAAGAAGGCGCAUUUAUGGUUAGAAAUUCCCGCCAGGUGGGAAUGUACACAGUGUCCUUAUUUAGCAAGGCUAUGAAUGAUAAAAAAGGAACUGUCAAGCAUUACCAUGUGCACACAAAUGCUGAGAACAAAUUGUACCUGGCAGAAAACUACUGUUUUGAUUCCAUUCCAAAACUUAUUCACUAUCAUCAACACAAUUCAGCAGGCAUGAUCACACGACUCCGCCACCCUGUGUCGACCAAGGCCAACAAGGUUCCCGUCUCCGUGUCCUUGGGAAGUGGAAUAUGGGAACUGAAAAGAGAAGAGAUUGCCCUCCUGAAGGAACUAGGAAGUGGUCAGUUUGGAGUGGUCCACCUGGGCAAAUGGAAGGGACAGUAUGACGUUGCCAUUAAGAUGAUCAAGGAGGGCUCCAUGUCAGAAGAUGAAUUCUUCCAGGAGGCCCAGACCAUGAUGAAACUCAGCCACCCCAAGCUGGUGAAAUUCUACGGAGUGUGUUCAAAGCGAUACCCUAUAUACAUAGUGACUGAAUAUAUAACUAAUGGCUGCCUGCUUAAUUACCUGAAGAGUCACGGAAAAGGACUUGAAACCUCUCAGCUCUUAGAAAUGUGCUAUGAUGUGUGUGAAGGCAUGGCCUUCUUGGAGAGCCACCAGUUCAUACACAGGGACUUGGCGGCUCGGAACUGCUUGGUAGACAGUGAUCUCUCCGUGAAAGUGUCUGACUUUGGGAUGACGAGGUAUGUUCUGGACGACCAGUACGUCAGUUCCGUAGGAACAAAAUUUCCGGUCAAGUGGUCAGCCCCAGAGGUGUUCCACUACUUCAAGUACAGCAGCAAGUCAGACGUGUGGGCCUUCGGGAUCCUGAUGUGGGAAGUGUUCAGCCUGGGGAAGCAGCCCUACGACUUGUAUGACAACUCCCAGGUGGUCGUGAAGGUCUCCCAGGGCCACAGACUCUACCGUCCCCAACUGGCGUCGGACACCAUCUACCAGAUCAUGUACAGCUGCUGGCACGAGCUUCCAGAAAAGCGCCCCACAUUUCAGCAACUCCUAUCUUCCAUUGAACCACUGCGGGAAAAAGACAAGCCUUGAAGAAGAAAUUGGGAGAUCUCAUGAGAAUGAAUGUAAACGCUGGCCAACAUCUUCAUUCUUUUUAAGGAAAGUAGCAAGGCACAGACAAUGUAAUUUAGUUCUUCUUAAUAGUCUUCUGCAUGCUGUUUGUUAUAUUAUGUAGAAAUGAACAAGGUAAAAAAAACCAAAAGAUUUCCUUGAAAUUUAGGUCAAAUUAGUAAUUUUGUGUAUGCUGAUCUUAAUAUUACACUUCCCAGACUAUAGCCGAAGCACAUUUUCUGAUCGUGAUAUAGACAGUGCGGACCAUGUGUAAAGAUGGAACAGAAUUGACAAAUUCUUUGUUGGAUAUUUGUUCUUUUCCUUAUAUUGUCACUGUCAUAAUUAAAUGUUACUAAUGAGUA
Messenger RNA from Prionailurus viverrinus (fishing cat), 4529 nucleotides. RefSeq names its product BMX non-receptor tyrosine kinase (gene BMX). The transcript has 19 exons. Gene Ontology annotation, molecular function: ATP binding; non-membrane spanning protein tyrosine kinase activity. The coding region runs from base 2182 to 4149 and encodes 655 amino acids. Lineage: Eukaryota; Metazoa; Chordata; Mammalia; Carnivora; Felidae. Gene Ontology annotation, biological process: intracellular signal transduction; B cell receptor signaling pathway; peptidyl-tyrosine autophosphorylation. The record is from RefSeq and is a predicted model, not a curated record.